AUGAGCAGAAGAGAUCAGAUAGAGAAGGAUAAGUAAGCAUUGCUUGCCAAGCCAUGGGUUAAGAAUCAUCCCAUCUUCACAUAUGAUCACAUUGCAGAAUUUUAUGAAAUGUUCGUUCUUUAUGCUGAACCCAGAACAAAGAAAGCAGAUGUGAGAGAUAUUCUUGUCACAGCCAAGACACUUGGUCUCACUGAUAAAUUCCCAAUUAUUGCACAUGCUCUUGAUGAUUUGGCCUCUAGUUAUGAUGAUGCAGUUGAUUUUGAAACAUUCAUCUCAGAUUUGACAGCUAAAUUAGGUCACCCAUUCGAUUAGAAGGGAAGAGUCCAAUUAUUCAAACUCAUCGAUGUAGAUGGCAAGGGAACACUGGACAAAGGAGAUUUACAUAAAAUAUCCGAGGAAUUAAGAUUCAAUUUGACUGAGGAUGACAUUGAAGAAAUCAUUCACAACGUUGCAGGCUACGAGGCUGAGGAUGUCUCAGAAGAGAAAUUUGAAAAAUAUUUAGGCAAAAGAGUUUAAAGAAGAUAAGUUGAAUAAGAGAUCUAUAGAAACAAAUGAAAAUAAAUAAAAAUAAAAAAUAUUAUCAAUAUGACAUAUUUUUAUUAUAUAA
Messenger RNA from Paramecium tetraurelia, 607 nucleotides. RefSeq lists its product as uncharacterized. The record is from RefSeq and is a predicted model, not a curated record. The transcript has 3 exons. NCBI's taxonomy places the organism in Eukaryota, Ciliophora, Oligohymenophorea, Peniculida, Parameciidae.